GCCGUUUGGGAACGUCGUGAACCGAAACUGAGGUCUCAAGAGUUAGCGACACAGGGGGAGAGGACAUUAGAAGUCACUCAAGGUCGCUCAAUCGACACUAGAUGUCGCGCCGUGCAGUGCCGUCGCCUACUAAGAAAAGCAACACCAAAACCACGAUCACCUCACCUAAUUAGUCUCAACGAACGAGGAGGCAACGAUGAGCAGCGCAUUAAAGUGAAAACACUUCUGACAGAACGCAGCGCGCAGAGCAACACCACUUCCGGUGUUUUUCUCGCGUGUUUUCCUCCUUUGUUUUCACCACAGGAUAAAGGCGGGAGCUCCAUUCCGUUUCGACGGUGCCAGUGACGUUAUAAUUCUCUCGACCGUGCGCGACGUGGACCACCCCGGGGGGGGCGUCGGUAGGAGGAAAGGCGCGUUAAGAUAGUGUGUAAUUACAGCAUCAAACGACUGAACCAAACGACUUCCGUCUUGGCUCCUCGGCUCUCUCGGAACGCCCGUGGAAGUCACGGACACAAGUAACGGCAUCCGGUUCGGGGGGUUCAGCCCACGCGUGUGCAUCCAGCCACCGAGGUUGUUUAAAAUUCUGGCAAUGAUCUUUGGUGAUUUAGUAUGCUGCGUGCAUUUUGUGGUACUGUUUCAAUGCUGCAUUGCCGUGGUGGCCGUGGUGGCACCAGCUGAUCCUCCCUCCCUGCCACCACAACCACCGGUGGCUCCGGUGACUCCGGUGGCCGCCAAUGAGACCGGCGCGGGGUCCGGAUUGGCCGGGACAGUGGAGGAGCGCCUCACACUCGCUUCGCCACUGAUACAGACACCACCUACAUCCGGUGCCGGAUCGAGAUCGCUCAACCGAAGUGGCAAAUACACGGAGGAUGGUGCAACGAUGCCAGGAGAGCUGAACGAGUACUGCCGGGUGCCCCAGGACUGCCGACAGCAUGCCUACGUUUGCGACACUCGCCAGCAGGUCUGUGGCUGCGCCGAAGGAUACCGGGCGGACGAUACGGGCCGGAUUUGCCUUGGAGCCGUGGGCCGCCGGUGCAUGUACGAUAGUCACUGCGUCACGAAUGCUUAUUGCAAGGGACAAAUGAUCUGUACGUGCAAACGUGAAUACGGAUUCCUCGCCGACGAUAACUGGUCAUGCCAAGCGUCGUCCGCGCGGUACGGGACACAACUUCCGGGAAUGCAUCACUUCCUUGCGCUACUGGCCAUGGCCAUCACCGUUCCGCUUCUUCGCCAUAGUCCGGCCACAACAAACGCUCCGUAGCGCCAGCCUCGCUACUGAUGCAGCAGCAGUAGUUGCGCAGCAAAU
Anopheles aquasalis is the source of this 1306-nucleotide messenger RNA. RefSeq lists its product as uncharacterized. The record is from RefSeq and is a predicted model, not a curated record. NCBI's taxonomy places the organism in Eukaryota, Metazoa, Arthropoda, Insecta, Diptera, Culicidae.